Messenger RNA from Clupea harengus (Atlantic herring), 1094 nucleotides. It is a transcript of the gene dcdc2, whose product is annotated as doublecortin domain-containing protein 2. Gene Ontology annotation, cellular component: axoneme; kinocilium; microtubule. The record is from RefSeq and is a predicted model, not a curated record. NCBI's taxonomy places the organism in Eukaryota, Metazoa, Chordata, Actinopteri, Clupeiformes, Clupeidae. The transcript has 8 exons. Gene Ontology annotation, biological process: intracellular signal transduction; neuron migration; regulation of cilium assembly. The coding region runs from base 6 to 1094 and encodes 362 amino acids.
CCUGUAUGUUCCUGUCUCUGCUCAAUUUGUGUGCUUCACUCGGUAUUUGCUUCACAAUGAACGCAGAGAGGCCACAUUUUUUGUCGCAGCCCGUAGUAAAGAACAUUUUUGUCUAUCGAAAUGGAGAUCCGUAUUACGAAGCUCGGCGUUUGGUGAUAAACGAGAAGAGGGUGUCCAACUUUGAGACGUUUCUGCGAGAGGUGACGGGUGGGGUGAAACCUCCUUUCGGAGCGGUGAGGAACAUUUAUACACCUAGAGAAGGGCAUCGGGUGGCUUCUAUGGAGCACCUCCAGAGCGGGGAGCAGUAUGUGGCGGCUGGCCGAGAGAAGUUCAAGAAACUGGAUUACUUUCAGAUUGGAGCCAGAAAGAAAAGAAUGCAGCAGAGCAAUGGUCUGGCCAAGCCAGUGCCUCAGAGUCGCAUCAUCGUGUCUGCACGCUUCCUGAAGCCCAUCAAAGAGCCGUGUGCCAUUUUUGUGAUAGCGAAUGGAGACCUGCUCAACCCUGCUCUGAGGCUGCUGAUCCCGCACAGGAUUGUGGGCCAGUAUGAGCGGAUCCUGGAGAUGAUCAGUGAGAAAAUUGGCCUGAAGAUUAUUGGGGGCGUCCGCAGCCUGUAUACACUGAAUGGGAGCCAGAUCACCGAAGGAAAGCAGCUGGAAGCUGGUCAGCUCUACAUCGCUGUUGGCCGGGACAAGUUCAAGAAGCUUCCGUACAAUGACCUUCUUUUCAUGAAACCCACAGGGAUUAGGAGGGUCUUUGGAUCAAAAGCAGCUUCACUGCCCCCCAUAUCGAGAUACAGAAAAUCGAAUGGGAGUGUGAGCGGCCAGGUGAGCAUGUCGGUAGUGACCUGCAGUGAGCCGUCUGAGGGCAAGUCGCCAGUCCCGCCCCAGGGCCCCCGUGAGCGCCUGUCCUCCAUCGUCAAGCAGAUAUCCCAGAGCCAGCUCAUCAACCUCCGCAAGAAGAUAAGCGGCCUCAGCAUGAGCCUCAGCGCCCAGGACAACGAUGAGGGGGCCCAGGCUGCUGAUGAUGGAGCUGAGAACACAGAGGAGAAGCCACCAGAACAGGAGGAGCCCAAACCUGAGCAGGUGGAGUUAUAG